GGUUGCUGUUUAGUGUAACUUCAAUCAAAUUGGAAAUUUGGAAUUUAUAUAUUCUUUAUUUCUUAAUUUGAAAACCUGUAUUUCUGAAUUCUAACCUUUUAAAAGUUACUUCCCCUCUCUCACGGCUCCAGAAAAUUCUACAUUGCGAAUAUACGUGUCAGACAGUUCACAUUAGACCAAGUACUGUACUAGUAUAAAUUCUAUGGCGCAAAUGUAAAUAUCUGUAUAUAAACUUAGAUUGGUGGAUUUUAAAUCCUAGAUUACCCGCGCUGUAAUAGGUAUUUUGCUAAACCGACUAAACUAUAGUUUAUUGUAAGAUGUAAACGCGAAUUGCGCAUUAUGAUUUAAUAAUUUUAAGAAAAAUGUUUUAGCAACAGUAUAAGACACAAAUACAUUACAUUAUUACGAUAUGGAUGAAUCGAGUCCACCUAAACGGAAGAAAAGAUCUGACUUGUUGACAAAAUUUAAAAAUAACAGGGAAAAUGCAUCUGAAUCCAUCAUGACAUUUCCUUUUAACAAAAAACGUGUUCGACUUUUAAGUGAACUAAAUGAUGUUAAAGAUUGUAAAGGAAUUUUAUAUUGGAUGUUUCGUGAUAUUAGGGUACAAGAUAAUUGGGCUUUGCUUUUUGCUCAAAGAACUGCAUUAAAAAAUAAUGUGCCUCUUCAUAUAUGUUUCUGUAUAAUGCCAAGUUUUCUUUAUGCUUCCAUACGAUAUUAUAAAUUUCUUUUAAAAGGAUUAAUGAAAGUUGAGGAGGAAUGUAAAAAUCUCAAUAUAAAUUUUCAUCUUUUGAAUGGUGAACCAAAUAUGAGCAUUUUAAAAUUUGUAAAAGCACAUAGAAUGGGAGCUGUGAUUGCAGAUUUUAAUCCAUUAAGAUUACCUAUGUCAUGGAUUAAUGAUUUACAAAAGGAUCUUCCUGAAUAUAUUCCUUUUUGUCAAGUGGAUGCACAUAAUAUUGUACCUUGCUGGAUUGCAUCAUCAAAGCAGGAAUAUGCUGCUAGAACAAUUAGAAGUAAAAUAAAUACAAAAUUAGAGGAAUUCUUAACAGAAUUUCCACCUGUUAUAAAACAUCCACACAAAAUAAAAUCUAAGAUUGAAGGAAAUAAUUGGGAAAAGGCUCUACAAAAUAUAUCAGUAGAUAUGUCUGUAGAUGAGAUUACAUGGGCUAAGCCAGGCUAUGAGUAUGGUGUCAAAGCAUUAGAAAAUUUUUUACAAAACGGUAUAAAAAAGUAUGCGACCGAACGCAACGAUCCUUUAGCAAAUGCUCUUAGCAAUUUGUCUCCUUGGUUUCAUUUUGGUAUGAUAUCAGUACAACGUUGCAUUUUAGAAAUAACGGAAUACAAAAAAAUACAUCCAAAAUCUGUUGAAUCUUUCAUGGAAGAAGCCAUUAUUCGACGAGAACUAAGCGAUAAUUUUUGCUUCUACAAUAAAAAGUAUGAUCUUAUUGAAGGAGCUUAUCCUUGGACAAUAGAAACAUUAGAUAAACAUCGGAAAGAUAAAAGAAAGUAUUUAUAUUCUUUAGACCAAUUAGAAAAUUCUGAAACUCAUGAUGAUUUAUGGAAUGCAUGUCAAAAUCAAAUGGUAAUGAUAGGCAAAAUGCACGGUUUUCUGAGAAUGUAUUGGGCAAAAAAAAUUUUAGAAUGGACUGAAUCUCCUGAAAGUGCCUUACAAUGGGCUAUUUAUUUAAAUAAUAAGUACAGUAUAGAUGGCUGUGAUCCUAAUGGUUAUGUAGGUUGUAUGUGGUCUAUAUGUGGCAUUCAUGAUCAAGGUUGGUCAGAAAGACAAAUAUUUGGAAAAAUAAGAUACAUGAAUUAUGAAGGAUGCAAACGAAAAUUUGAUGUUAAAGAAUUUAUUUUAAAAUGGGGCAAGAAAAAGAAUGAACUGUGAUAUAGUAAAUUAGAACACAAAUGUUGAUCUUUUGUUAAAAUUUUUAUAUUAAUUUAUUUUUCUGAGAAAUUGAAAAAAUAUAGUAUUAUUUA
Molecule: messenger RNA, 1977 nt
Organism: Megachile rotundata (alfalfa leafcutting bee)
Lineage: Eukaryota; Metazoa; Arthropoda; Insecta; Hymenoptera; Megachilidae
Product: deoxyribodipyrimidine photo-lyase
Biological process (GO): photoreactive repair
Molecular function (GO): deoxyribodipyrimidine photo-lyase activity
Source: RefSeq, a predicted model, not a curated record